Messenger RNA from Cinclus cinclus, 1032 nucleotides. It is a transcript of the gene LUM, whose product is annotated as lumican. The transcript has 2 exons. Gene Ontology annotation, molecular function: protein binding. The record is from RefSeq and is a predicted model, not a curated record. Bases 1 to 1032 code for a protein of 343 amino acids. Lineage: Eukaryota; Metazoa; Chordata; Aves; Passeriformes; Cinclidae.
AUGACUUUAAACUCCCUACCUGUCUUUGUGCUGUUAAUCAGUGGCAUUUUUUGCCAGUAUGACUAUGGUCCUGGAGAUGAUUAUGGUUAUGAUCCCUUCGGGCCAUCUGCAGCAGUCUGUGCCCCAGAAUGUAAUUGUCCUUUAAGCUACCCUACUGCCAUGUAUUGUGACAAUCUUAAGCUGAAAACCAUUCCAAUUGUACCAAGUGGAAUAAAAUACCUUUAUCUUCGAAACAAUAUGAUUGAAGGAAUUGAAGAGAACACAUUUGACAAUGUAACUGACCUACAGUGGCUGAUCCUAGAUCACAACCAUUUGGAAAAUUCAAAAAUUAAGGGUAGAGCCUUCUCUAAACUAAAGAACCUGAAGAAACUUCACAUUAACUACAACAAUUUGACUGAAGCUGUUGGACCACUUCCCAAAACUCUAGAUGACCUUCAAUUAAGUCACAACAAGAUCACAAAAGUCAGUCCUGGUGCAUUUGAGGGGCUGAAGAAUCUGACUGUCAUUCACCUCCAGAACAACCAGCUGAAAGCAGAAUCUGUUUCUGGGGCUUUUAAAGGCCUGAAUUCACUUUUGUAUCUUGACUUGAGCUUCAAUCAACUUACAAAGCUACCAACAGGACUGCCUCACUCUUUGCUUAUGCUGUAUUUUGAUAAUAACCAGAUUUCCAAUAUUCCCGAUGAGUACUUCCAAGGUUUUAAAGCCCUGCAAUAUUUACGUUUAUCCCACAAUAAAUUAACAGAUGCUGGAAUACCAGGUAAUGUUUUCAACAUCACAUCACUUGUUGAGUUGGAUCUCUCCUUCAAUCAGCUGAAGAGCAUUCCAACUGUCAGUGAGAACCUGGAAAACUUCUACCUCCAAGUCAACAAAAUUAACAAGUUCCCAUUGAGCAGUUUCUGUAAGGUAGUUGGACCGACCACCUAUUCCAAGAUCACACAUUUGCGCCUGGAUGGAAACAAUCUCACCCGGGCUGACCUGCCACAGGAGAUGUACAACUGCCUUCGGGUGGCUGCUGAGAUUUCUCUGGAGUGA